Molecule: messenger RNA, 1389 nt
Organism: Funneliformis geosporum
Lineage: Eukaryota; Fungi; Glomeromycota; Glomeromycetes; Glomerales; Glomeraceae
Source: the annotation of a GenBank genome assembly
AUGCUCGAAGAAAAUAUAAGUGAAACUCCUAAGGAGAAUUCGGAAGAGGUAGAAACUGUGGAUGAAGAAGUUAUUGAGGAUCUAUAUGGAAAAGAGCAUAUCAACUUAGUAUUUAUUGGACAUGUAGAUGCUGGUAAAUCCACUAUGGGUGGUAAUAUCUUGUUUUUGACGGGAAUGGUUGAUCAGAGAACUAUGGAUAAAUACGAAAAGGAAGCUAAAGAACAAAGUCGAGAGACAUGGUAUUUAUCAUGGGCGCUUGAUACAAAUAAGGAAGAACGUGCAAAGGGAAAAACAGUAGAAUGUGGGCGUGCUUAUUUUGAAACAGAUAAGCGUCGAUACACUAUUUUAGAUGCACCAGGUCAUAAAAAUUAUGUCCCUAGUAUGAUCGGCGGCGCCUCUCAAGCAGAUGUCGGAAUAUUGGUUAUAUCCGCUAGGAAAGGUGAAUUUGAAACGGGAUUUGAAAGAGGCGGUCAAACACGUGAACAUGCUGUUUUAGCCAAAACUUCUGGAGUCAACAAACUGGUGGUUGCAAUCAAUAAAAUGGAUGAUGCAACGGUGCAUUGGUCAAAGGAAAGGUAUGAUGAGUGUGUUAAUAAAUUAACACCAUUUUUGAAGGGAACCGGUUAUAAUCCUAAUUCAGAUAUUCAAUUUAUACCAGUCUCCGGAUUUACGGGUUACAACUUGAAAGAUCGUAUUCCAAAGGAUAAAUGUGAUUGGUACGAUGGUCCAUCGUUAUUGGAAUAUUUAGAUGAAAUGCAAACAUUAGAUAGAAAAAUUAACGCUCCAUUGAUGAUGCCAAUCAUAGAAAAGUAUAAAGAUAUGGGUACUAUUGUGGUUGGAAAAAUAGAAUCUGGUAGAGUUAAGAAAGGUCAAAAUGUGAUGAUUAUGCCAAACAAGCAUAUUGUUGAAGUAUCUGCAAUUUACAAUGAGCUUGAAGAUGAAGUAUCAUCUGGCAGUUGCGGAGAUAACGUUCGAUUACGUAUCAAGGGCAUCGAAGAAGAGGAAUGUUCGACUGGUUUCGUUGUAUGUGACACUCAAAAUCCAGUCAAAACGUCGACAACUUUUGAGGCACAAUUAGCUAUUUUAGAGCAUAAAAAUAUCAUUUGUGCAGGAUACAGUGGUGUUUUACACAUACAUGCUUGUGUUGAAGAAGUAUCAAUUUCCGCUCUAUUACAUGUACUUGAGAAAAAGACAGGAAAGAGAUCAAAACGAGCACCACAGUUUGUUAAAAAAGGACAAAAGGUGAUCGCUCAACUCGAAACUCAAGGACCAAUUUGUGUGGAAACAUUUGAGGAUUACCCACAACUAGGGAGAUUUACUCUCCGAGACGAAGGCAAGACAAUUGCGAUCGGGAAAAUUACUAAGGUUAUUGGAAAUGGAACUCAAUAA